AUGGUUAGUAAUAACAUCCAGAGACAUGCAAUUCUACAAGUCUUUAUGAAAAGCCAGACUCAUUUGAAAAAGGUCAUCAAUGUUGAAGAAACUAUCAAGCGUAUCUCACCCAUGCUUCAAUCUACCGAUCCAUUGGCACGUGCUAUUACUCUUCGGGUCCUUGGAGGCAUGGCAACAAUUGUCUCUGAUCGGAUCGAUGUAUACCAUAAAGUCAUUCAUUCAUUGGAUUCUUCAGAAGCAAUGGAAGUCAGUGCAGCAGUUUAUGCUGCGGAUAUGAUUUGUUCCCAGUCUCAACGGUUCUGUGCCAUCUUCUCAGGAAAGCUAGCAUUUAUGGUCCGCGAUACUACAAAAACGCCAUUGCCGCUCCGAAGGCGAUUGAUCAGGAUUUUUGGACACAUGUUUGGAGACAUUACAUUAGCUAGACUGGCAAGAAAAACAUGUCUGGACAUCUUGGAGCUCAGUCAGGACACCGAAUAUACCAUUGCAAUUCUGAAGACGCUGACUCGUCUUGCAUCACACUCGUUAGUAGAUGUUAAUCAACAAAUUGAUUUGUUACUUCAGUGGACAAAGGAUUCUCGACCAGGAAUUCGUCGUGUUUCCUUGACGUGCUUAGGCUUGCUCGCGCAAAAAAAUAUCGAGUUUAGUCCGAAUCAGAUCCAGGCGAUUUUCAACAUCGCAUCAAAUUCCAAGGAUGGAAAGACGGUACUCAAGGCUAUGCUGGCAAUCCACAAAAUUUUUCACAUGACCUGCGCUAUCACAUCCAUUUCACUUACGGAAACCGGCGCAGAGACAAUAAAGGGUUAUAUUCAAACAUGUCUUCAGAUCCUUGAGCGUUCCUUCUCUUCCGACUCACUCUUGGAAUCCUCAGCCACAGCCACAACAGCAGCAACGGCAGUAGCAGAACCAGGAUCCUCGACAAUAACAACGUUAUAUCAUACAACUUCAUGGUCAAAGCCCGUUGUGCUGGAAUGUUAUUCUGUUUUAACUGUACUCCUCCCUUAUUGCCAUCAAUUCAAUAUCCGGGAGUCUUUUUCUGAGACUGAGGCUGGAAAUAUGUUCAAUAACUCAACCAAGACUGUUACGCAAUCUAUGAAGCAGUUCCUAAUCUGUAUAUUGUCACAAGGCGGUGGAGUUGUGCAUGGUGUUGCUGAUGGUGGCUCAAAGUCAGAUCAACUGUCUUCUGAAAAUGUUGCGCAAGCCAGAAUAGUACUUUGGUCACUUCUGGUUCUUACAAUUGAGGAAGGCUCUGGUAUUGACGAUCUGCUUGAGACAGUUUUAGAAUGGGUUGUUACUUACACAGAUUCUUCGACGCUUCUAGCAAGAGCAUUACUACAAAUUGCACGGCAACAACCCAGGAAGGCGAGCGCAUUUCAUAGCAGAAUGGUUAAAUAUUUGGAAGACAAUGUGGAUACACCUGAUACCCAGACAUUUAUUUUGGUGUACAGAGCACUUCUUGAAUCCACUAUCCCUUCUCAUGGAGUUCGUCGUAGUUCAGGCGCCGCUGUUGCUGCUGCCACUACUGCUACUACUACUGCUGUAGCUAUUGAGUGCAUUGAGUCUUUUGAAAUGCGGAUGACGCGGAUCUUGGAGCAGUUUGGCAAAAUGGACAUGUUGGAACAUUAUACGCGGAACCAUUGGGAGCUGUACCAAUUAGCGCGCUACUCACUGCAGACAGGUUGGCCAUCAUUAGCGUUAGUUGCUCUCAAGAACCAGGAGAAAAAUGCCAAAAGUGUUUCUUCAUCAUUAUGGCUGAUGACAGAGCAUACAAUGGCAUUGAUCGAGAGUUCAUUGCAAUCAGGAGCUGCCUUCGGAGACCAGGACGAUAGUGAGCGGUUAGACUUGUGCCCUCAGAAGCAGAUGUACACCAAGGUUAUAUCUUGCCUCGAGGAACUCGAAGCCCAUCAAGUGGAUAGAUCAUUCCAUCUUCAUUACUGCGAGCUACGCCGUCGAUACCUGGAUACUUGUCAGUCCACAAUUGGGACACUUCGGUUACUCUCUAUGACGCUUUCAUCAGAACGUUUACAAGAACAACAGAAUCCUCAAAUAUAUCCAGAGGACGAGCUGGCACUUUAUCAAUGUGCGGAUCAAUUUAACAGCUUAGCACAUGAGUACACAGUUCUGCGGACCUGUGUUGCUCCAGCGAUACCGUCAACGUCAACGUCAACAUCGUCAUCUUCCACCCUAGGCUUUACUUUAGCAUCAGCAAAAAGACCAUUAUCGUCUGGUCAACAACAAUCAGAUGGCGCUAUUGAAGUGUUGCAGACAAUGUGCUUAGUGGUAGCAUAUGCGAUCCAACGAGCCGCAAAGGUCUUGGGCAACUAUGGCAGCUCCGCCAAGUCGAAGAAGCUGAGAUUGGGACAAACUGAUACAGACACAGACAUGGAUGGGGAUGCAGAUGUGUUUGAUAUCGACCCACUCUUAAUUCCUCUGCUCUACCUUCAGAAUCAAAAACAGCAACAGCAACGACACGGAAGUCAAAGCGGGGAAGGCGGUUCUAAGAGCAUUUUGGAAGCGUUCAAGAUCUCGACUGGGAUGAUGCUAGGUUUUAUGAACAAGAACAUGGUCGGAUCAGGCAUAGAUGAUAUUGAGAGGAGUAUUUCGUUAGUGCGGCAAUUUAUUUCCAGUUUCAUCUCCUUCCCAAUCCCAAUUCCUCAAGAAUUCUUUGUCUCCUCUCAAUCCAAACAAGCAAUCAGCACUUGAUGACUCUUCUUUCACAAUAGCAUACAUCGUGCGAGCACUAAUAAAUGAAUAUUUCAACG
Lobosporangium transversale is the source of this 2759-nucleotide messenger RNA. RefSeq lists its product as hypothetical. The record is from RefSeq and is a predicted model, not a curated record. NCBI's taxonomy places the organism in Eukaryota, Fungi, Mortierellomycota, Mortierellomycetes, Mortierellales, Mortierellaceae. Gene Ontology annotation, biological process: snRNA 3'-end processing. Gene Ontology annotation, cellular component: integrator complex. The coding region runs from base 1 to 2700 and encodes 899 amino acids. The transcript is spliced from 9 exons.